Tauraco erythrolophus (red-crested turaco) is the source of this 2769-nucleotide messenger RNA. The record is from RefSeq and is a predicted model, not a curated record. Lineage: Eukaryota; Metazoa; Chordata; Aves; Musophagiformes; Musophagidae.
AUGGCUGAAGAUGGCAGUGAUGAGACUAUGUUUAUUUGGUGCGAGGACUGUGGGCAGUACCAUGAUUCAGAGUGUCCUGAACUGGGCCCAGUGGUGACAGUCAAAGACUCCUUUGUAUUGAGCAGGGCAAGAUCAUCUCUUCCUUCCAAUUUGGAGAUAAGACAAUUGGAAGAUGGGACUGAAGGAGUGUUUGCUCUGACUCAGCUAGUGAAACGUACCCAGUUUGGCCCAUUUGAAUCCAAGAGAGUUGCCAAGCUGGAAAAAGAAUCAGUUUUUCCCCUGAAGGUGUUCCAGAAGGAUGGGCCCCUGGUAUAUUUUGACACCUCAAAUGAAGACGAUUGCAACUGGAUGAUGAUGGUGCGACCAGCCACCGAAUACGAACAUCAAAACUUAACUGCCUUCCAGCAUGACAAUGAUAUUUACUUCACUACCUCUCGGGACAUCCCACCAGGAACUGAGCUGCGAGUGUGGUAUGCAGCUUUUUACGCCAAAAAAAUGGAAAAGCCAAUGCUGAAGCAGGUCACUAGUAUUGCCAAUGAUAUGUGCUUGGUAGUGAUGGAAUCUGAUAAAGAGCGGAAUAAAAUCUCUUCAAAACCCUCGUCUGCUGUCUUCCCCCAUAAAAAAACGAAGAAAUCCAGCAUACCAGCAGCUGAUCCAGCAGUGAAUGCUCCAGAAGACAGUGGAGCUGCAGAAGCUGAGGCCAGCCAGUGGACGUGUAAAGUAUGUUCAUCUGCUUUCCAGAAGCCUCAGCUGCUGACAGAGCACUUGCUGAGUCACCUGGAACAAGCUAAAGGUGCUCCCCAAACCAGCCAAAAUGAGGCUGUCGCAGAGAAAGCAGCAGAGGCUUGCCCUGUGGAUCAUCCAGUGAUUUCCGAUGCAGCCAGUGCCAGUACAGACUCAAGGAGGAAGGCCAGGCGGGGAAGAAAGCCCAAAACAGCAAAAGCAGAAACACCUCUUGUCGUUGUUGAAGAGAAAGAUUCUGCAGCGGAACGUGGAGCUGACGUUGUACCUGAGGUCCCACCAGGAGAGGUAGCCCUGCCUUCAGCUGCAGAAGAGAGGAUUAUGGAAUUGGUUUUAGGAAAGAUGCCCAGCACCACAAAUAGCAUCAGUUCAGUGACAAAGUUUGCCCAUCACCAAAACACCAUGUCCCUCAAAAGAAGUUUAAUUCUCUCCAGUAGACAUGGUAUACGGCGGAAGCUGAUAAAACAACUUGGGGAGCACAAGCGAGUCUAUCAGUGCAGUAUUUGCAGUAAGAUCUUCCAGAACAGCAGCAACCUCAGCAGGCACAUCCGUUCUCAUGGUGACAAACUAUUUAAAUGUGAGGAAUGCGCAAAGCUGUUCAGCCGUAAAGAGAGCCUGAAGCAGCACGUUUCAUACAAGCACAGCAGGAACGAAGUUGACAGUGAGUACAGAUACAAGUGCACCACAUGUGAAAAGGCCUUUCGGAUAGAGAGUGCGUUGGAAUUCCAUAACUGCAGGACAGAUGACAAGACAUUCCAGUGUGAGAUGUGUUUCAGAUUCUUUUCUACAAACAGUAAUCUUUCAAAACACAAGAAAAAGCAUGGAGAUAAGAAGUUUGCAUGUGAAAUCUGCAAUAAGAUGUUCUAUCGGAAGGACGUCAUGCUAGACCAUCAAAGACGACACUUAGAAGGGGUGAGACGUGUGAAAAGAGAAGACUUUGAGCACAGCACGGAAAAUAUGGUUCGCUACAAGAAGGAGCCUUCGGGAUGCCCUGUGUGUGGGAAGGUAUUUUCAUGUAGGAGCAACAUGAACAAACACCUUUUAACACAUGGAGACAAGAAAUACACCUGUGAAAUCUGUGGACGUAAAUUUUUCAGGGUGGAUGUGUUGAGAGAUCAUAUUCAUGUCCAUUUUAAGGACAUAGCACUAAUGGAUGAUCACCAGAGGGAAGAGUUCAUUGGUAAAAUUGGAAUCUCAUCAGAGGAAAAUGAUGACAACUCUGAUGAAAGUGCAGAUUCUGAGCCUCACAAGUAUAGCUGCAAAAGGUGCCAGUUAACUUUCGGCAGAGGGAAGGAGUACCUGAAGCACAUCAUGGACGUGCACAAGGAGAAAGGCUAUGGCUGUAGCAUUUGUAACCGACGCUUUGCCUUGAAGGCAACUUACCACGCGCACAUGGUCAUUCAUCGGGAGAACCUGCCCGAUCCUAAUGUGCAGAAAUACAUCCAUCCAUGUGAAAUCUGUGGAAGGAUUUUUAACAGUAUAGGAAAUCUGGAAAGACAUAAGCUAAUACAUACAGGUGUAAAAAGUCAUGCUUGUGAGCAAUGUGGCAAAUCAUUUGCUAGAAAAGACAUGUUAAAAGAACAUAUGCGAGUCCAUGAUAAUAUCCGAGAAUACUUGUGUGCAGAAUGUGGCAAAGGAAUGAAGACAAAACAUGCACUUCGUCACCACAUGAAACUUCACAAAGGGAUUAAAGAAUAUGAAUGCAAGGAAUGUCACCGAAAAUUUGCACAGAAAGUCAACAUGCUGAAGCAUUACAAAAGACACACGGGAAUCAAAGAUUUCAUGUGUGAGCUCUGUGGCAAGACGUUUAGUGAGAGAAAUACAAUGGAGACUCAUAAGUUGAUUCAUACAGUAGGAAAACAGUGGACAUGUUCAGUCUGUGAUAAGAAGUAUGUCACUGAUUACAUGCUACAGAAGCACAUCCAGCUCACUCAUGAUAAGGUAGAAGCCCAGAGCUGUCAGCUGUGUGGGACAAAGGUAUCUACCAGAGCAUCCAUGAGUCGACAUAUGAGGCGUAAACAUCCAGAG